AUGCAUUACCCAUCCGUGACCUUCAUCCUCCCCGUGGCCCUUAGCUUGGUUGGGUCUGUGGCAGCGUUUGCCAUGCCAUCGCCACAGGACUUCUCGAGCUCGAGUUGCAACCAAUGUCUUGCACUGGCCAGUACCGCGGACACGUGCGGCUGGAGCAUAACUUCGACCGAUGUACCAACGAUAAGCCAGACUACGUGCAUGUGCGGCCUUGAUAGCUUUAUAGAGAACUACAAAGACUGCAUGUCCUGCAUGGUUACCACCGGCGUUAUGAACGCCUCCGAUGCCGCAACAUACAGCACUGCUGUCGUGGAUGGGUGCAGUACCCUUACUGGCGGCGGAACCUCAACUUCCGGCUCUGGCUCUGGCACUAGCACUAGAACCUCCACCGGCAGCUCAUCCUCCUCCACCUCCUCAUCAUCCGGUGGGUCAACGUCAACAGACACUGGUACCUCUUCCGGAAGCUCAAACAGCAACGGAAACGGUGUGCUCGACCAGAGCGGCGCCGGUGCGCUGUCCGCCGGCUCUGGACAGUUUGUCCUCGGUGCUGUUGCAGCCGUUGGGGUUGCCCUUUAUGCCCUGUAG
Morchella importuna is the source of this 582-nucleotide messenger RNA. RefSeq lists its product as uncharacterized. The record is from RefSeq and is a predicted model, not a curated record. The transcript is spliced from 2 exons. The coding region runs from base 1 to 582 and encodes 193 amino acids. NCBI's taxonomy places the organism in Eukaryota, Fungi, Ascomycota, Pezizomycetes, Pezizales, Morchellaceae.